Molecule: messenger RNA, 5938 nt
Organism: Paramuricea clavata
Lineage: Eukaryota; Metazoa; Cnidaria; Anthozoa; Malacalcyonacea; Plexauridae
Source: the annotation of a GenBank genome assembly
AUGUACUGGUCAGACUGGGGAUCUCAUCCUCGACUGGAACGUGCCUGGCUGGAUGGCACGCAUCGUGAAGUAUUGGUCAGCACUUCUAUUCAAUGGCCCAAUGGUCUAGCUCUAGACUAUAUAGAACGUAAAAUAUACUGGGCUGAUGCAAAACUUGAUAAAAUUGAAGUAUGUAAUUUAAAUGGGAGUGGUAGACGUGUACUACUUGAUAAAGAAGUGCCUCAUAUCUAUGGUUUUGGUCUUAUUGGGAAACACCUAUAUUGGACGGAUUGGCAACGGCGUAAUCUUCAGAAGCUUCAUGUUGAUAGCUUACAAAACAAAGAUAUUGCUGAAUUUCCUGCUGUGAUGGGACUCAAAGUUGUUGAUAUGAGACUCAAAUAUGGUAAGUGCACCAUGAAUUACUGGAAGUUAUUUCGUUGUGAUUUUUAACUGUUGAGGCCGUCAUAAUCGAAUGACUAGCUUUUUUUUUGUUAGCAAAUCUUUGGUUAUUUUUUAGUUGAUCUUGUUUUCUCUACUUUGAAGAUAUUAGCUAAUAUUCUGCUAAUGAAGAGCCAAUGAGAUCGCAGAAUAACUCGUGUCCGGUAGUUGCCUAUAUAAUAAUGUGUACUGUAAUAUAAUGUACAAUAAUAAUAAAUAAAUAAUAAAAUAUGACUUUAAUAUCUAAAUUCCAAGACGCUGCAUGUGCUAAUGCUUAUUUUAUUGUCGUGUGAACCAGUCUUUUUUAUUCCAUGAAAGGUAAAGCAUUUUCCUAUUUUUUGAUCAGGUGACAACGACUGUCAAGAGAACAAUGGUAACUGUUCUCACCUGUGUUUGUAUACACCAGUUGGAGUGAAAUGUGAAUGUCCAAUGGGACUGGAAAUGACUAAAGAUAAUAUGACAUGUGUUGGUAAGUACAGUACAAUGUGUUGGUAACCUCUCCACCUAACGCCGCUUUACGCAGGAUAGACAUUUUUACAUCAUUCUUAACUAAACAUACAUUUUAAAGUAUAUUUAAUUUCGACGAUAGGCCUUCCGAAAUUUUACAGAUAUAGAAAAUAUAGUGGGCAAAUGAAAUACAUAUUGGGCGAAAAAUUAAGCGAUUAGGCGUUUUAGUCAGUUACACGACUAUUCCAAACCAAAUUGGCUACCAAAUUUGCUGUUUCUAUGAUGUUAGGUGGAUUUACUGUAGAUAUAUUCAAUCUUGUUUAGUUUAUUUAGCUCCAGAAGCCUUCUCUUUUGCAUGAAACGUAUUCGUCGUUUCUUUAAUUUCUUCUCUUCGUGUUUUUUUUUCUCCGCCUCCUCCGGUUUACCUCCCUCAGCAAAACUAUCCCUUAUUGAAUUUCUCACUCAGUCCAAUAUCUAUUCUGUGUCAUUGGUGAGCGGAUUUCCGUAUUGCCUAAUUGAUAGGGAUCCGAGGUACCUACGAUUUUAACAUCCUUAUUCGAGUAGAUACGGAAGUCUAACCAUUUACUGAUGUUAAUGUAAAGGUAGCUCUUUAUCCUCAUUAUUUUAAGACCUUGAGUAGACGUCCGACCAAGGAUUGAAUCCGGGUCUACCAAGUGGGAAAACAUACCUGGUGUGAUGGACUUCAAAUAACCCAUAAUCUAAUUUCUUGUAGUUCUUGAAGCGUUUCCGUUCUUCGUUUCUGUUUUGCUUCAAAGCAAAGCAAAACAAAGCAAAGCAAAGCAAAACGCGACAUUAUGUUGUGUCAUAUUCAUGUUUUGUUGUACAUUACAAGCUCAUGCGCGAUUUCCCUGCCAAUGUCACAAUUACUGUCAAAAGCCAACAAGACACUGGGUCUCAUUAAAAGGAGAAGCAGGGGCAUAACUGAUUUCACUACAAGGAGAUUAUUGUACUGCACCCUCGUCAGACCCAAGUUAGAGUAUGCUAGUAAGGUAGUAACGUGUGGUUACCCAGCGCCGUUAAACAUCGACCAUUAAUUGAGAACGUUUAGCGGAGAGCAACGAAGACCAACGAAGUUCAUUCUAAGUUACCCAAAGAUUGAUCACAACCAACCUCCUUCCGUUAGAAUUCCGCAGGGAGAUCACGGACUUGAUGUUACUGUACAAGUCAAAAACCGGAGUCAUGGACGUUAAUAACUUUUUUGCUCGUACGAGCCUGGUUUUAGAUCUCGCAAUUGUAAUGAAAAUAAUUACUAUUUCCUCUUAAAACAUAAACAGCAGUACUUUAGAAACUCGUUCUUUGUCAGAUUUGCAAGUCUGCGAGACCUAAAAAUCUGUGGUUUGCUCAACUCUUUCAAAAUUAGUAUACGUAAACAUUAUGUAUAUAAGUUAACUUCUCACAGCCCUCCUGGCUUUACUUAGAUCUAUAAGUUAUAAAAAGUUAUUUGUGUAACGUACUGUAUUAACGUGCUUGGCUUCUUGUUGUUUACUUGAUCUCAUGGCCUUCCUGAGACUCCUUAUGAUUUUUUACAAAAUAAGUAUUAGGUUAGGCUAGUUAUUUGUUCGAGAAAUAGUUAGAAAUAUUGAUAUUCGCUUACAAAUGACUAUAAUUUCUAUGUGUACCUGCAGUACUUUUAUCACGAAAUCAUGAGGAAAGUCAUUGUGCUCGGUGUUCAACAAGCAGCAAAGUCUAGUUAUAAUGUUGGGGUCAGGUAUCAAUUGGGACGCAAGUCCUGUUCCUUUCCCCAGUCACACUUGUGUCCUCGUUUAUUGUAGAUGUAUGCGUAAUGAUUGUGUUGUGACAAAUGAUUAAAUUAAAUUAAAUUGGCUAAAAAUAUUCUUAAAGCAAUGAAGAUGUAUAUUUUUAUUUAAGACGCUCUGAUCCAAUGCCCUGUUAAGGCCACAAAACACAACAACCCGAACGAUUUUUAUUAUCAAGCGACGUAUUUCACAUCUGGACGGUUUUACGUGAGCGAAAUAGAAGUUCUGAAUUUUCGACCUGUUUACAGUAACGUGUGAAUUUGAUCGACGAUAAGAUUUUUUGAGUAAUACAACCGAAUGAGGGAUAAAAAACAUCGACAGGGUGUUCUGCAAAAAAUAUACCUUUUGAAAUUUUCCUAUUGUAAUAAUUUGAAUGCAUAAUUACUGAACCUACGGAAGCGUAAGAUACAGGGUGUAUUGAAAACCAGACUUUCAUAAAUAACUCCAUUCUUGUUAAGUACAAGAUUUUCUACCUCUUGGAAUUAAAAAUAGCUUCUAAUCGUACGAAGAAACAUAACUACGGAAAAAUUUUGGUCGUGUCGAAUGCAGUUAAGACAAUAGAUAAUGAGAUGAUAAACCUCAUUAAGCUGAUAAACCUCAGAAAUACAUGCAUGCAGUAACCCCUCGCCAAUAUUUUCCAAACAUUAAAUUAACAUGAAGUAUUCAGAAAUGGCCAACACUGAACGCAGGCUCGCGUUCAAGUGUUGCCAUGACAACACGAUAUUCUUUAAUUUUUAAUUUUUUCAUAUUUUUUGUACAAAACUGCAAAAUAGUUGAAACAUUCGUACUUUUAACUAUACAACAAUAAAUUUCCGAAAUAUACAGGGUGUAUCAAAAAAAGCGCAAUCCUCGACUGAAAUGUAAAUUGCUAAACAAAUAAUAGACGAAAACGUUAAAGUUUACAUUCAUUUUAAAGCGUAGCCAUUCAGCUUUCUAACAGUGGGUUGUUUCUUAAAUUUGACUCAUUGGUUCGCGGGUAAUAAUACUUUACGUUAUUGCGAUUGGAGAUUAAAAAAAUUGAGAUGGAAUAACUAAACGUUCUCAUGAAAAUAACUGAUUUUUUCAUUAAAACAAAAAAAUGUUGCAUUUUAUUAAAUGGAUUGUAACAAUAAGUAUAAUUACGGCUUUUCUUCCACUAUUUUAACUCAGUUUGAAACUUCAAAUGCGAUAUAAUUUUGGCUUGGACCAUCUAAGCUGACUGACAUCAACUUGCUAUAAUUUCUGUUUACAUUACAUCGCAAUUCGAUGACACUCUGGCUCAGACACCAGAAUGUUUUGACGAUUUUUAGCAUUCGUUUAGGAUUUUCAAACAACCUGGUCUCUUUUAAAAUACUUUUAAUUUGUUCUUAUACGUGGUUUUCCAGAUGUAGUGACGACAACAUUAAAGUUUAAAGAAGAAAAUUCUAACAUUUAAACCGACUAAACAAUAACAUAGUAAACUUGCAUAAUUAAACAGCAACUAAAAAUGAUAGGUUUUACUAAAUCUUUUCCUGUGCAAUUAUUACUAGCAUUGGAGACAAGGAUAAUAGUUUGUUUGAAAGAGAAAAGAACAGGUUUUGAAGUAAGCCUAACAGCGUUUAACUAUAGAAAUAGUAUUUCGAAAGUUAUUAAGCACAAAAGAUGAAUUGCGUUUAUUUUGAUACACCCUGUAUACUGUCGGUAUAUUAUUUUGCAUUUUGUGAGCCUUGAUUUAAUGUAAAAUUUAACUUGAAACGCUUCGGUAAAAUGUUUUGAAAUGUUCAUUCAACUAAGUUCAACUAAACUACAUUUGCCGAUAAACUGUUUUUAAUUAAUAAAACAUAAUAAGUUUAAUACAAAUAAAACAAAUUAUUAUAUAUAAAUAGUCAAAGUCGUAUUUUUCUAGUGUUUUAUUGGUUGAGAGCAUAUCACGUGAGAGUGACGAAAUUAGGCUGUCUCCCUCGCAACAGCGCGAGAGGGAGAUAAUACGUUAUCGACCGGCGAAUAACAAAAUCACGUGCGACAUCACGUGAAGAUGCGACCUUUGGACAUGCCUAGUACGUAAUUAAAACUUUCGCUUUAAGUAACUGCAGUGUAGCCAGUGUUUAAUAUAACGUUUUAACAAUAAAAUAUUUCAUGUAUUUACGUUCAUUUGUUCUUUAAUUUGUUGUUUCUUUGACUAUUGAUAUAUAAUAAAACACUUAUUUACUGAGACCUCGGGAAAGCAGUGUGUUUUGUGGACCCUCGACCGUCGAUGUUUCCCUCGACUUCGCCUCGGGAAAUAUCGACGGUCUCGGGUCCACAAAACACACUGUUUCCCUCGGUCUCAGUAAAUAAGUGAUAAUUGUUAGGUAAUUUCAGUUCAGUCUUCAAAUCAAUGUGUUCUCCUUUACAUUUUAAGAUUUUUUCUCAAAUUAAACGGUAAUUAAUGAAACUUAGAGCUUUGUUAAAAAAGGAAAACAGAUGAACUGUUUCAUGUUUUUAGGCAAAAAGUAAUUAAAGCAACAAAAUUCGUAAACAUUAAAUAUUCAAAGCAAACACGAUUUCCCAUAGUAAAUCAAUUACUUCUUCUCAUUUCUUCAAACAAAAUUUCUUCAAGCUUGUUGUAUAUGAAACGAUUUUCCAAAUAUAUGUCUUUUAAAAUUGAAAUCUUGCUUACCCACUCCUACAAGCAAUCAGCCAUAUUUUUGAGAUCAGUGAGGAUGACCACCCACUCAACACCGUUGGUGAGCCACGCCCGCGAUCAUUGAUGAACUUUAGACUUCGCUAAUGCUUUCGUUUCCCCGGGUGUAAAUAGCCGGGGGGAAUUAGUACCCUCGCCCCGGGCUUACGCCCGGAACGGCGCUCCGCGCCGUUGGCUCGGGGAACAUAACUUCUAUGAGAAAGUGCUAAUCAACUACAUUAUAUUAAUUGUUUUCUUUGUUUAUAGUUGUCUCGCUCAGGCUUUUAUACUCAGAGAGAAGGAAUAUUCGCUUGCUGCAUGUUGACGGGGACCGACGUAGUCAAAACAAUUUUACAACUACUUUGCUAGCGAAGAAUCUGGUGAAUGCGAUAGCCGUGGCAUUUCAUUAUCAAGAUCAAAUCCUAUUCUGGACUGAUGUUUCUCUGGGAAAAAUAUUACGCAAAUCUAUAAAAGACAGUAUAGUUGAAACAGUUGUAUCUGUUGGUUUAGUCCGACCCGAAGGAAUUGCGAUUGAUUGGGUCACAAAGAAGAUUUACUGGACUGACUCACACUUGAAAUUAAUCGAAGUUGUGAAUUUUGAUGGCACGCAACGUUCUGUGUUAGUUUGGAAAAAAUUAGGCAAACCGAGAGCUAUUGUUGUUGAUCCUAGCCAUGG